GGCCGCCCUGCGCAGGCGAGGUCGCGCUCGGGCGUCCUGCGCUGCGGCCGUUAGGCCGCGGGAGCCUGGCGGAGCCCCGGGCAGCGCGUCCGGAGGCGAGCUCGCUGCGCGCCGACGCCAUGCCGGACAGCUGGGACAAGGACGUGUAUCCCGAGCCCCCUCGUCGGACGCCGGCGCCCUCGCCGCGGACCUCGCUGCCCAACCCCGUCACCUACUUGGCAAAGGCUUUCGACCUCCUCGUGGACCGGCCCGUGACCUUCGUGAGAGGGUUUAUAGAGAGGCAGCAUGCAAAGAACAGGUAUUACUACUACCACCGGGAGUUCCGCCGUGUGCCGGACAUCACCGAGUGCCAGGAGGAAGACGUCUUGUGCAUGUUUGAAGCAGAAAUGCAGUGGAGAAGAGAUUACAAAGUCGAUCAAGAAAUUGUUAACAUCAUCCAGGAAAGGCUGAAGGCUUGUCAGCAGAGGGAAGGUGAGAGCUACAGGCAGAACUGUGCCAACGAAGUGGAGCAGUUUACCCAGGUGGCCAAGGCUUACCAGGACCGCUGUAAGCAAGCUCCACCCCAGCCUGACCCCUAGUCCUCCCAGUCCCCACGCAGAUCACGACCUGGGUGCCCACUAUUCUGCCAGGAAGUGCCUGGCAAAACAGAAGCAGAGGAUGCUGGCAGAGAGAAAAGCUGCUGAAGAGGCAGCUGCUGCCUGAGGUGGCUGAAGCUCCCACACACUGUCACUAUUACAAAAAUAGAGUCAUGAAAGCUG
Manis pentadactyla (Chinese pangolin) is the source of this 758-nucleotide messenger RNA. RefSeq names its product NADH dehydrogenase [ubiquinone] 1 beta subcomplex subunit 10. Lineage: Eukaryota; Metazoa; Chordata; Mammalia; Pholidota; Manidae. The coding region runs from base 120 to 578 and encodes 152 amino acids. The transcript is spliced from 4 exons. The record is from RefSeq and is a predicted model, not a curated record.